Fusarium sp. VM40 is the source of this 1530-nucleotide messenger RNA. Lineage: Eukaryota; Fungi; Ascomycota; Sordariomycetes; Hypocreales; Nectriaceae. The record is from the annotation of a GenBank genome assembly.
AUGGCCGCCACCAUAACCACCGAGGCUGGCAAUGCGCCAACCCACCAAGCGUGGUGGAAGCAGAGCCACUUGGUGAAGCUCAACUCCAUCAUUCUUUCGCUUGUAUUAUUCUCCUCAGCAAACGGCUACGAUGGAGGUCUCAUGGGAUCUGUCCUCGCCCUCAACCGCUGGAACGAAUUCAUGGACUUCCCCAGCGGCGCAUACCUUGGUUGGAUAACCGCCAUCUACUGGCUCGGCAACGGCCUCAGUACGCCCUUCGCAGCCUGGUGCUCCAACCGCUACGGCCGCAAACCAGGACUUUACGCCGGUUACUUCUUUUUGAUCAUCGGUGUCGGCAUGCAAUCCGGCGCUCCCAACGAAAAGGUCUUUACCUACUCUCGACUCUUCAUCGGUCUCGCCGCUGGGUUUUUCGGAAAUUCCGCGCCGGUUCUUAUCAACGAGAUCGCAUACCCUUCGCAUCGAUCGAUCGCUAGUGCUCUGUUUAUGUGUGGUUGGUACGUGGGCGGGACAAUCUGCGCUUGGGUUACGUUUGCCUGUCGUGAUAUUCCAUCAGACUGGUCGUGGCGUAUUCCAGUUCUGCUACAGAUUUUCCUCCCUCUGUGCGCUAUUCCCGGCCUCUUUUUCUCGCCUGAAAGUCCUCGAUGGUAUGUUAGCGUCGGCCGUAUGGAAGAGGCUACUGAGGUCAUCGCCAAGUUCCAUGCGGGAGGAAAUAGGGAUGAUCCUAUUGUCACUACCCAGAUGUUGGAGAUUGAGGCAGCUAUUACCGCAGAAAAAGACGCCGCUGCAAGCGCUUCGUAUCUCGACAUGGUCCGCACCAAGGGUAACCGCCAUCGACUCUUCAUCUCUGUCACUCUCGGCUUCGUCGCCCAGUGGGCAGGUAAUGGAGUUGUUUCUUAUUAUCUGCCUCUUGUGUUGAGCUCGGUUGGCCUCAAGUCUGCGACAGAGCAGACGCUCAUCUCUGCAUGCCUCAACGUCUGGAACCUCCUCUGGGCUACUGCUGCAGCCGUGAGCUGUGACCGAUUAGGUCGACGGUUCCUUUUCUUGACUUCUGCGAGUGUCAUGUUCUUUGCCUUCGUGGUUGUCACGGCACUCAGCGCGUCAUUCGCCAAGUCGGGUGCAUCGUCUGUUGGAUUGGCUGUGGUGCCGUUCUUGUUCAUCUUUUUUGCAGGAUAUGAUGUUGGAUUGACCCCAUUCUUGGUUGCUUAUCCUUGUGAAAUUUGGCAAUUCAGCCUUCGUUCCCGUGGUCUUACAGUGGCAUGGUGUACUACGGUCGCAUCCAUCUUCUUCAAUUCUUUCGUCAACGCCAUCGCACUCGACGCUAUUGGAUGGAAAUACUAUAUCGUAUUCGCCGUCAUCCUGUUCAUCUUCAUCUUUGUUGUCUACUUCACCUACCCUGAAACUCGUGGCCACACGUUGGAGCAGAUUGCUGUUAUCUUUGAUGGUGACGAGGCGGUGCCUGCUCAGGCUGUGGCUUUGGAGAAGAAUAAGGUUGACGCAACAUAUGUCGACGACGUUGAGGCCAAGGAGUAA